UGUGAGGUCCGGCUUUGCUGUCCGGCAGUAGCCCAGAAGCUAGAUACUGACGGUGCUGCGGGACUUUUAAACAGCGGUCCGGGGCUGCGUCAAGGAAAUUGGGACUGUUCCGGAAAAAGCGGGACUUUUGGGCGGAAACAUUUUGACAAUAUUUGUAGAAUAUUGCCUGCAUUCGGGGUAUCCCAAAAUCCAACACCACCAAGCAAAAAAAUAGAGGCUUUUGGAGACUCAAGUUAAUGGAAUUAUUUUAAGGACUUUUUCUGUGAAUAAAGGAAUAAUACUUAUGGAAUUCAGAAAAGAAGAAAUGUGGACUGAUGGUAAAUACGAGUAUGAACGACUUCCUAGACAUCGCCUUCCACCACGUGAAAUUCCUCCUGAUGGAGAGUAUCACAGGAUGGUAAACAUAGUCAACAGAAGGCCAGAUGAGGAAAGUUACCAUCGCUUUGAAGACUACAGUGAUUCUGAAUUCCAAAAUUAUGAGGAGUUUUAUGUCCAUGAGCGGAGAAGUGGUUUUCCAUACAGAGAAGACCCAGGAUAUAGAUGGCGAGGUGAGCCUCAUCUGAGCCGGCACCCUGAGUACAGAGAAAGCAAAGAUGGCUACAAGAAAAAGGCAUACUACCACCCUAAUGUCUGUCCCAGAGAACGCUCACCACACAAGAGAGAUUCUCCAUUUCUCCGGGACUCUCCUGUUACUAGAAAGGAUUCUCCACAUAGUAGAUCUGGUUCCAGUGUUAGCAGCAGAAGCUAUUCACCAGACAGAGGGAAAUCCUACCCAUCCCAUCAACACAGAAGAAGUAACGAGCGGUCAGGUACUCAUCCUUUAAAGUCUCCAGCGGUAUCCCCGACAAGUUCUGCUGCAGUUCCUCCUCCAAAGGGUGCAGAAUUAGAUAAAAGUAGCAGACUGUCCGAUCCUGUUUUUAUGGAGGCUGCUUGUAAGUGGGUUGCUGAGAGAAUGGAGAAGGUCACUGAAAACAAAGAUUGUACAGAAGAACAUGCUGGGUCAUCUUCUGCACUGCAUGGAGACCAGAUUGCUGAGUUAGAGGCGAAUGUUUCUGGAAUUUCUGAAUUUCAUGAUGCAAAUUCACAUAUCAGCCGUUCAAGAGCAAUUGCAGCAAAGACGAAAGAAAUUGAAGAGGUCUACAGGCAGGACUGUGAGACAUUCGGCAUGGUUGUGAAGAUGUUAAUAGACAAGGACCCCACACUUGAGAAGCAAAUUCAGUUCGCCUUGAGGCAAAAUUUAAGUGAGAUUGGGGAAAGGUGUAUUGAAGAGCUAAAAAUGUAUAUCACAGAGUAUGAUGCUGCACACCAGGAAUUGGUAUAGGAUGCUCGCAAAGCACAUUUUUCAAAUUUUAAAUUAAGAUUCUCUUAGUUGCUAUGUCUGUCUUCAUAAUAAUUAUCCUCUAUAAAAUAUUUUGGAUAUAAAAAAAAAUAAAGUAAAAUAAGAAUUAUACUGUGGGUUCUUUUUAGACAAAAUACAUAGGACCUAGGACAUUUUGUAUCCAAAUGUUAUGUAUAAAUAACAUAAUACUGUAGAGUAAAAUGUGUUUUGGUAUGUUCUUUACUUGAAUGAUGUACAGAUUGGUGUGAAUUUUGCUUCACUAUUUCCAAGUGAUUUGAUAUGUAAAUCUCCACAAUGUAAAUUUCUCUAACCUCUUUUCUUUCAUUGUUUUUCUUAUAUAUGGACCUUAAAUAAUUGUUGCUUUCUGUUUUUAUUUUCAAACUAUUAAACAAGAACCCAGUUUUUUUUUUUUACUCCAAACAA
Molecule: messenger RNA, 1762 nt
Organism: Xenopus tropicalis (tropical clawed frog)
Lineage: Eukaryota; Metazoa; Chordata; Amphibia; Anura; Pipidae
Source: RefSeq, a predicted model, not a curated record